GGAGGGAAGAGACGAGAAAAGGCGAGGAGAGGAGAGGCCCAUCGUCGCCAGCCGCCUUGCUCUGUUUUCUGCAGCGGAGGAGGGGGCAGCCCCAGACAGGUGUCCCGGCAUGCUGAAAGUCACCAUGCCCUCUUCCUCCUCCUCAUCCUCAUCAUCCUCUUCCUCCUCCUCUUCCUCCUCCGGCUCCUCAGCCACCGGCCGCCCCGGGUCCGCCGCUCCCGACUACUGGAUCGAUGGCUCCAACAAGGACACCCUGGCCCACUACUUCGAGCUGGAAUCCGAGCUGGGACGUGGGGCUACAUCCAUUGUCUACAGAUGCAGGCAGAAAGGGACCCAGAAACCUUACGCCGUCAAAAUGUUGAAGAAGACAGUAGACAAGAAAAUUGUCCGCACGGAAAUAGGAGUUCUUCUUCGCCUGUCACAUCCUAACAUUAUAAAACUGAAGGAGAUCUUUGAGACCCCAACAGAAAUCAGUCUUGUUCUGGAACUGGUCACAGGUGGAGAGCUGUUUGAUCGGAUUGUGGAAAAGGGUUACUACAGUGAACGAGAUGCUGCUGACGCUGUUAAACAAAUCCUGGAGGCAGUUGCUGGCUGUGUUUUUCUGCCUCCCAAGUCUGUUGUGCCUGCAGACCUAAGUGAGGACAGGAUUGUUUCCCUGUGUCUGGAUGUUCCUGCCUUGGUAAUCAUGUACCUGCAUGCAAAUGGGAUUGUGCAUCGUGACUUGAAGCCAGAAAAUCUACUCUAUGCAACACCAGCACCAGAUGCACCUCUAAAAAUCGCCGACUUUGGACUUUCCAAGAUUGUGGAAGAUCAGGUGACCAUGAAGACAGUUUGUGGAACUCCAGGGUAUUGUGCACCAGAGAUACUACGGGGAUGUGCCUACGGCCCUGAAGUGGACAUGUGGUCUCUGGGAAUUAUCACCUACAUCCUGCUUUGUGGAUUUGAACCAUUUUAUGAUGAAAGGGGCGAUCAGUACAUGUUUAAGAGAAUCCUGAACUGUGAAUAUGACUUUGUGUCCCCCUGGUGGGAUGAUGUGUCUCUGAAUGCCAAGGAUUUAGUUAAAAAGUUGAUUGUUUUAGACCCCAAGAAACGUCUUACAACUCUACAGGCUUUGCAGCACCCAUGGGUCACAGGGAAGGCAGCAAACUUUGCACAUAUGGACAAUGCACAAAAGAAACUUCAAGAAUUCAAUGCCCGGCGUAAACUUAAGGCUGCAGUAAAAGCUGUGGUGGCAUCAACUCGCCUUGGCAGUGCCAGCAGUCACAGCACACAUGACAGCAACAAGCCCAGCCGUAACCCGUCUCCUGUCCAUGACAGCAAACCUGAAGAGAAACCUAUUCAGGAAGCAGAAGCAGCUCCAGAAGAAAUGUCUUAGGUCAACAUGCUUCCUUUUUUCAGCUGAAAUCUGUCAUUAUAUACACCAGCUUACUUGUCAUUCAGCAAGAGAGAUUCGUAAGCUUGGCCUCUCUGGUUCUGCUUAAGGAUGCCAAAUACACUGGCUGGUGAUCCUACCUUCAAUGCAUGUGACUGAUUAUGAAAAUAGUAAACAGUUCCAUAAGGCAUGUCACGGAAACAGUGUUAUUUGCAGUAAUACCGGCAGGAAAAAUCAUGGGGAUGAAUAACUACCUAUCAUAAUGCAUAUAGUUCAUACACAUGUAUCCAGUGUUUCUAGAUAGCAUUUGAAAUGAAAUACUACUUAAUUUGUCUUCUGUAUGUCGUGAGUUUCUUUCAACUGCUUCCUUCCAGAUUCAUAAUCCUGCAGCAGACAAAAUGGAAGGAAAUACCAUGCCAAUGCUUUUAAAACUGAUGUAUGAAAUAAUGCUUUUCAUCUUUAAAAUUAAAAAAGCAUUUGGGGAUCUAUAUGCAAAAAACAUUCCACUACUUCUGAGAAGAAAUUGAAAUGUUAGCUCCACUAGGCAUGAAAAUGUACAUUCCUCAAGCUUGUGUUGAGAAUGCCUUAUCCUGACCUUUCCUAUUUAUAUACAGUAUUUUAAUGACAACCAAAAUUAUUCAGAUUUCUGCCAUUUCAUUCUCUAGUAUAGCUAAACAAAACAACAGACUAAAAGAGGAUUAGUGUAGAUGCAAAUUUGAACCAUUAUAUUUAUUCAUUAAUUUCUAAACUGUGCAGCUAAAAGAUGUUUUUAUAGGGCCUAAGGGAACAACCUGCUAUAAUACAAGUUAUAAAUGCUUAAAGGAAGCUAUUCCACAACCCAAUGAUUUUGCUCUGGAGAAACACUCUUAUACAAGGUCUGGGAGCAAGCAGAAUAAUCUAGUUGCUUCCCAGACCAUUUAACCUCAUGAAUAACCAGUUUCCACUUGUCAGCAUAAUUAAUCCAGGUUUUCCUAACAAAGGACCCCUCCUGUAAAGUGAUCCACCAGCACAGAUCUUACAUCCACCAGAGCUCCUGUGUCUUAAGUUAAAAGUUGUGAUGUGCAUGAAUCAUUGUGCAAAAUUAGGGUCAAGCUUUUCAGGUAUCUUGACUCUUUUGUUGAGCAUAACUAACAUAAAUUGAAAAACUAACAUGCAUCAGUAUGUAUGACCAUUUACAUUUGUUUGUUACCACUUUGACAGCAUGUGAAUUUUGUGAUGUUAUUGAUAUAUUACAGAAAUGGCAAAAAGAACUUGAUGUACAAGAAUGU
Neopsephotus bourkii (Bourke's parrot) is the source of this 2640-nucleotide messenger RNA. It is a transcript of the gene CAMK4, whose product is annotated as calcium/calmodulin dependent protein kinase IV. Lineage: Eukaryota; Metazoa; Chordata; Aves; Psittaciformes; Psittacidae. The coding region runs from base 110 to 1375 and encodes 421 amino acids. Gene Ontology annotation, biological process: protein phosphorylation. Gene Ontology annotation, molecular function: calcium/calmodulin-dependent protein kinase activity; calmodulin binding; ATP binding. The transcript is spliced from 12 exons. The record is from RefSeq and is a predicted model, not a curated record.